AUGACUCUUCCAGGCCCAGGCAAAUCCAGGGGGCCAUUUCAGCAUGCCUUUUUCCUCCAACUCAUUCGCCAAGUCCUCUCAUCAGAGGCUCCUUUCAGCCUGAAGCAGGACCCGGACAUGCACCCCAAGGCAGCUUUUAGGUUUUCCAUGCAUUUUUGGUGGCAUUACCAAAGAGCUAGUUGGAUCAAUGGCUGGUAUGAUAUUCUUCCUGAGGCUCCUGCAUACAUUGCAAAGAGUGACUUAUUUAAGUAUGAAACACCACAUAUGAGUGGGAUCAUUCCUGAGAAUGGCAAGAUGUAUUACAUGUUUUCAAGUGAUGCCUCCACAUAUACAUCCAUAUACCUGCACUCAAUGGAAGAGCUUGAGGAAUAUCAGAGCUCUUGCCUUUUGUUUGGUGCUAAAUGGGGACGAGGCUGA
This is a messenger RNA of Laccaria bicolor S238N-H82, 417 nucleotides long. RefSeq lists its product as uncharacterized. The transcript has 6 exons. Bases 1 to 417 code for a protein of 138 amino acids. The record is from RefSeq and is a predicted model, not a curated record. NCBI's taxonomy places the organism in Eukaryota, Fungi, Basidiomycota, Agaricomycetes, Agaricales, Hydnangiaceae.